GGAGAAGAGUCGCUGAAGAGCGAAGGCGAUGAGACUAAAGGCUCGAUGCGAACUGUACGUCUUGACGUGACUAGUCAAGAGAGUGUGCAAAAAGCUGUCGUUUUCACCGAAAUGCACCUUUCCGGUGGUCUUCAACUUUGGGCACUUGUCAAUAACGCUGGCUUCUUUGCUUUGAACGGUCCUGAUGAUUGGUGCUCACUUGAAGACUAUGAUCAAUCGUUGAAAGUCAAUACGCUCGGCCAUAUUCGAGUUGUGCAUGCAUUCAGACAUUUACUGGAACGUUCUAAAGGUCGUAUCGUGACCGUGACGAGUGCCACAACUCGUUUACCGUUAGCCGGAGCUUGCGCCUAUACGGUCGCUCAGUCUGCAAUCGAGGCUUACACGAACGCACUCAGACACGAAGUCCGACCAUUCGGUAUCACUUGCCACAUUAUUGAACUUGGCGUAUUCCGUACGGACUUCAUUGAUUCCGCCUCACUGAAGGCACGACUGAAUACAUCCUGGGAGAAACUGACGCACAAGAAGAAAGCGAAGUAUGGUGAAGAAUUCAAGGAUGACUACAUUGCCUCAGUGGAUGCAGACAUCCAGAAGCGUGCCUCAUCGUGUCUGAACUGUGCCGUCAACACUUACUACCAUUCGAUCACGGCCCGUAAUCCGAGACUCCGUUAUCGUUGCGGUUUCGAUGCACAUUUCGCAAACUUCAUCAGCUAUCUUCCCAGCCCGUUGGCUGCUAUUCUGAAUGCCAAAAAUGCAAAAACUCCUGGAAAACCGUCCGUGCUGGCAACAACAUCAAAUGAAAAGAACAGUGACAAAAAAGAGCAAUAA
Anisakis simplex (herring worm) is the source of this 825-nucleotide messenger RNA. Lineage: Eukaryota; Metazoa; Nematoda; Chromadorea; Rhabditida; Anisakidae. The record is from the annotation of a GenBank genome assembly.